This is a messenger RNA of Clupea harengus (Atlantic herring), 1004 nucleotides long. Its product is annotated as endonuclease domain-containing 1 protein. NCBI's taxonomy places the organism in Eukaryota, Metazoa, Chordata, Actinopteri, Clupeiformes, Clupeidae. The record is from RefSeq and is a predicted model, not a curated record. Gene Ontology annotation, molecular function: hydrolase activity; nucleic acid binding; metal ion binding.
UGCACUCAUACCUUUUGAGCGCUACUACACAACACUGUGAGGGACUCGGCCAUGCAGACGCCAUUAGCCCUUUGUGUCCUGGUGACCACAUGCUUGUCCCUAGUGGCUGGGGAUGUGGUGGCCAACUUCUACGACAUCCCAGAAUGCUAUGAGUUUUUCCACAAGGGUAGAAUUCCUGACCUGGGGAAAGACAGGCCUGGAGUGGUUCACAUCUGCCAUCGUUUCCACAACCAGUACCACUUUGCCACGCUGUACGACACACAUCACCGCAUCGCCGUCUACUCUGCAUACAUCUUUGAGGCCAGCAAUGGAGGAGGCAGGGAGAAGCGCUGGUUCGUAGAGCCCCAGCUGGUGAACUCCUCAUGGAACGGAGAAAUGAGAGAUGGGUACUGGCUCGGGCAAGAUAACCCUGGUAUUUACCUGGGAGAGAAUCAGGCUCUGAAUGAAGACUACACACACUCUGGGUUUGACCGAGGACAUCUCAACCCCAAUGGCCAUCACGCUGUUCCAGGACGGAACUCUACAUUUACCCUCACAAAUGUGGUUCCCCAGAAUCGUAAUCUCAAUCAGAAUGCCUGGCGCAUCUACGAGUCCAAGCUCACAGAGAAAUUCCAAGGUUCUACAUGCUGGCAGGCCCAUGUCCUGGUAGGCGCCAUCCCCUCUGCAAACAACUGGAUUGUGAAGAACAACCAAAAGCGUGUCAACAUCCCAGAGUAUAUCUGGAACGCCUACUGCUGCAUGAAUGGCUACGGCAGGCCUGCUUUCAGUGGGGGAGCCACGGCACUCAACACCGAGCAGAAUAUUGUGGUGGAACGUACUCUGGAUGAGAUGGUUGACUUCCUCCAGCAGUACUCCAACACACCUGUAGGGGCUCUGUUUCGCGAACAGUGUACGGUGUAGUGGUGGGCUAAAUAAUUGUUUAAAAUAGCAGUGGAACUCGAUAUGUGCUUUGAGUGAAGUCAAACCUUGGGUUUAGACUGAAACAAUUAAAUAGCCUUACAUUA